CUUCCAAAACCUUCACAUGCAUGUGAAGAUUUGCUCACUUUCACUUCUAUACCUCAUCAUUUCUCAACUUCCCAGGCAUCCGUGUCCUCUUAUUAUGCCACCCUUUCUCUACAGACUAUUCUCCCUCGUUACCUUUUCAUGACGGCUCACUCUGCCCACAUUUGCCCCUCCUGCCGUUGCGUAAUAGCUUCGACCCGCCUGGAGUGACGAGCGUCCCAACAGAUCUUCCCUACAAGAUCCCGCCCUCCUCGAGCACAUUGGAUCGUUGGCCAACCUUCAGCACGAUAUCUGGUCCAUGUUCCUACUCGACCCGGGUUCUGAAAAUCUACCACCUUUCUGAUCUUGCCGAGAGUUCGCUCGAGCAUACCCAUCUCAACCAUUAUUCACGGCCUUUCAUCGAGUUCAGUUGCAACCCCCCACGGUAGAUCCCCAUAUCACAUACCCAUCUGAUUACAACCUGGGGUUGAGGCUGCAGCGCGCAGCCUAGGAGAGGCAGCGCAGUGUCAUCACGUGGAUGUUGGCAACACAAAGCAUGUCGUCCCAUGGUGGACAACCGAAUUUUCCUUUCGGAUAUCAACAGGAAAAUAUCCAUGGCUUAGGCUUGCCUGAGUUCAUCACGCCAGGUCCUCCUCCCGGCCAGCCGUUGCUCAACGCAUCCGAAAAUCAGGAUCUAGAUUCCUUCUUCAACGAAUUUGACCAAAAUGCGCCUGCAAAACAAUACCCUCAUUUCCUUCCUACGGGACACGACCAAUACUUUGGAAUCCCACCUUUGUUUGUCGGAUCGGAAACAGACCUGGGUCCUCAGUCCAUGAAUGCUCCCCAUCCGUUGCAGAAUGCAGGGUUUCAAUAUGGCGGCGACAUGCUUGGUCAUGAUCUAAGCCACUUUCGCCAGACAGAUAUGGGACACAACGGCAUGCAAAGUCACCUGUACGGCGAUGCGCCCAUGCAGAAUCCUGUGACGAAUCGACUCCCACCAGUAACCUCCCUGCAACCGACUUUUGGACCUGCAUGGCAGCAACAAGAUUUCCACCAACCCACAAUGCUGAACUCUCAGCAGCAGAGUCGGCAGACGAUGGCUUUUGGUACCGACGCGCGGUUCCAGCCCAACGGCUAUGCUGCCCCUCAUAAUCCCUCCGAUCCGGAUCUUCCUAGCGGAAUGAAGAUUCACCCUAUGGACUUUUUCGAACCAGCAAGUGGGAGUACCACUCAGCCAAACACUCGGCCAAGCACCAGACCCAAUACGCAGCCAUCAAGUCCUAACUGGCAGAAGAAGAGGACUUUUGAGGACUUCCAGCAAGAUCAGCCCACUCAGAAGGGACUUGUUGCCCCGACGAAUGAGUGGCAGAGUAUCAAUUCGACAGCAUCGACCUCUCGGAAACGAAGUUCUAUGACUAAAAGCGACAAGGCCAAAAAUUCGCAGCAACCUACACCGCCCUUGCAUAGCAAAUCACAGACGCCUGUUAAAAGCGAAGGCGACGAUCAUGAAGAAGAUGCCGAGGUAGAAGACAACGACAGAGACGCUAUCGAAGGACCAAAAUUGCCCUCACCGGCGCGCCCGCGCCGGCGGAUCCCUGCUUCCCCCCAGUCAAAACCUCCCCAGAAAAAGAAGGCUAGUGCAAAUACGACAACACCUCCGACCAAAAAACCCAGACCGAAGAGCCUUUCCAAAAAAGUGAUCAGCAGUAGAGUCCCACUUACCCAGGAACAGAAGAAAGCCAACCACACGAACUCGGAACAACGUCGCCGCGACGCUACUGCCCGAGCUUAUGCUGAACUGUAUGACCUUGUGCCCGAGCUUGAAGAUCAUGGCAAACAGAGUACAAUGAAAAAGCUCGAGUUCGUGGUGGCCAAGGUCCAUCGCGUCAAGCAAAGAGUAUACGAAUUAAGGAUGAAGCUUGGCCUGGACAUUCAGACGGGCAUGCCCCAGAGCCCAUCGACGCAACAACAUGACGACAUUCACGACUGAUACCAGGAAAGCUUGCAUAGUAUUGGAUGACAAAUGUGGUGGUCGUCAACCUAGGAGAUCUAUGAUCUGUAUCUCUGUGUCAACUAGUAACGACGCGCUCCUGGUCUUUCUUGCCAACAGGUGCGGUCCGAUACAAGUCGAAGCUACAACCGAUGACAGGCACGAUCCCUUUUCUCAUUAUGAUUUUCUUCUUUCUUCAAUACGAUACCCCUCUUCGAUUCUCAGAUACAUGAACUACAACUAUGGCAUUGAUGGAUAUGCCAGCUUGGACAAAUGGGUGGCAAAAGAGCGAUGAAGUUAUUUUUACACAGCAUGGUACAAAUCACCCCGGAAAAUGGAGGUCUUUUGGAACAUAUAUACUCUACGAUCAAACGGGGUUUAUGAUUAGCGAGCUAUGCGCUUUGGGCAGCUGGACUGCAGAAGAAGAGACCUUGGUGGACGGAGAACGGGAAGAGAUGGUUCAUCUUGCUAUCACAACCACUCUGAGGCAUAAAGUGUGUGUGUGUGUGUGUGUUUGUAUAGAGAGAAACCUCGCGCAUCGUCAUGAUUCACCACCUUCUUGGUGAUUUGGUACUACCGUGGAUGGGUGAAGUCCCGUGCGAUGUCGAAAUUUCUCAAAAAACCUAUGAAUCUCCAGCGUCCAGG
Molecule: messenger RNA, 2611 nt
Organism: Exophiala oligosperma
Lineage: Eukaryota; Fungi; Ascomycota; Eurotiomycetes; Chaetothyriales; Herpotrichiellaceae
Exons: 2
Coding region: 515-1966 (483 amino acids)
Molecular function (GO): protein dimerization activity
Source: RefSeq, a predicted model, not a curated record